AUGAGCGACCUCGACAAGGCCAUUGCGCAACUGCGCGCAUGCCGACCGAUUCCAGAGCCCCAGGUUCGCGAGCUUUGCUAUAAAGCCCGUGAACUGCUCAUCGAAGAAGGCAACGUUGUGACCGUCGAUGCCCCCGUCACAAUAUGCGGCGACAUCCACGGCCAAUUCCACGACCUGAUGGAACUCUUCCGCGUUGGCGGUGACGUCCCCGACACAAACUACCUAUUCAUGGGCGACUUCGUCGACCGUGGCUUCUACUCCCUCGAAUCCUUCCUCCUCCUCUUGUGUCUGAAGGUUCGCUACCCAGACCGCAUAACGCUGAUCCGAGGCAAUCACGAGAGCAGACAGAUUACCACGGUGUACGGUUUCUACGACGAAUGCAUACGCAAGUAUGGAAGUGCCAACGUCUGGCGCUACUGCUGCGAAGUCUUCGACUACCUCGCCCUGGGUGCUCUCAUCCUCGGCGCAACCACAGACGUCCCACCAUCAUCAUCAUCCCAAUCAUAUAACGACAACACACAAUCCACUCUCCCGCCUGACGACGAAGACAUCGAGUCCGAAGUGCUCAAUGCGCAGGGCGACGUCCUAGGCAAGACUCUCCGACGUCAAUUCGCUGGGUUGAACCUCAACUCUCAAUCCUCCAACACUUCUCGCAUAUCUCCCGCUCCAGACGUCGAUCUUCCAUCACCUCUUGAACCGUCCUCGUCGCUUCCCUCUCAGGGCUCUCCGCUUCCACCAUCCCUCUUCAACCCUCCCACAUCCACAACGGGCGCUGUAUUAUGCGUGCACGGUGGCCUCUCCCCUCUCAUUGACACAGUCGACAAAAUCCGCUUGAUCGACCGCAAACAAGAAGUCCCCCACGAAGGCGCCAUGUGCGACCUCCUCUGGUCCGACCCAGACGAGAUCGAAGGAUGGGGCCUCUCACCCCGCGGCGCAGGCUUUCUCUUCGGCGCAGACAUCGUCCGACAUUUCAACCACAACAACGACCUGUCGCUGAUCGCCCGCGCCCAUCAACUUGUGAUGGAAGGGUACAAAGAGAUGUUCGACAAGACGAUAGUAACGGUGUGGUCGGCGCCAAACUACUGCUACAGAUGCGGUAAUGUCGCUGCGAUCCUGGAGUUGGGCGAGGACGGGAGUAAUGGUGGAUGUAUCGCGCGGGCGAAUGGAGACCAGGGGAGGAAAGAGCCGGUCGGUGGCGACGGCAGUGGUGGUGGGAGCGGCGUGCUCUGGAACUUGGCCACGCCUGGACGACGGUAUAGAGUGUUCGAAGCGGCGCCACAGGGCACGAGGGGCAUGCCGGCGAAGAAGCCUGUGGGCGAGUACUUUUUGUAA
Exophiala xenobiotica is the source of this 1332-nucleotide messenger RNA. Its product is annotated as serine/threonine-protein phosphatase 4 catalytic subunit B. The record is from RefSeq and is a predicted model, not a curated record. Gene Ontology annotation, cellular component: nucleus; cytoplasm. Lineage: Eukaryota; Fungi; Ascomycota; Eurotiomycetes; Chaetothyriales; Herpotrichiellaceae. Gene Ontology annotation, molecular function: protein serine/threonine phosphatase activity. The transcript is spliced from 2 exons. Gene Ontology annotation, biological process: peptidyl-serine dephosphorylation; double-strand break repair via homologous recombination. Bases 1 to 1332 code for a protein of 443 amino acids.